This is a messenger RNA of Cladophialophora yegresii CBS 114405, 5013 nucleotides long. RefSeq lists its product as uncharacterized. Gene Ontology annotation, molecular function: guanyl-nucleotide exchange factor activity. Lineage: Eukaryota; Fungi; Ascomycota; Eurotiomycetes; Chaetothyriales; Herpotrichiellaceae. The record is from RefSeq and is a predicted model, not a curated record. Bases 1 to 5013 code for a protein of 1670 amino acids. The transcript has 2 exons. Gene Ontology annotation, biological process: regulation of ARF protein signal transduction.
AUGGGCGACGGGCUCAGCAGCGACGUGCCGCGUCCCAACGUCACAAUACCGGCGUCCGUCCUCUCACAGACACAGAUCGUGACGCCUCUUCCUGCGGACGUGCCGUUUGAACCCGCGAUGACCAUCGCCAUUGACCCGAUCGCCCUGAUUACCCAAGAAUGCAUAACGAUCACGUCCGCAAUGCGCAAGCACGCCCGUUGGGCUCAGUCUUCGGUGUCGGCCAUUCUAGGAGGAGGCGCAACAAGAUUACAAGAGAGGGAACUGCUCCGGUCAUCGUCACAGCCACGUCGCACGAGCAAAGGCCCCGUCAUGCUGGAUCCCGGAAUGGCCAGACUCAAUGUUCCCAGCGCUGGCGACGACGACAACUCCAGCCUAGCUAGCAGAUGGGGCCUUCGGGGGCGUAAAGGGAAGAGCAUGCAGGAUAACCCGCUCCUUACAGCCUUUGCACGUUUGCGGCGGGACCUGGCUGGUUGCCGGGAUGUCUCUGCGGUCGACGCUCCCGAGCUCCUCCACCCAUUCCUGCAAGUCAUACGCAGCUCGUCCACGAGUGCUGCGAUUACGAGUCUAGCGGUCAUAUCCAUCACGAAGUUCUUCGCAUACAACAUCAUCACAAUCCGUUCACCAAGGAUUUCCCAGGCCAUGCAUUUGCUCUCGGCGGCCAUCACCCACUGCCGCUUCGAAGCUAGUGACACGGCCGCGGAUGAGGUCGUUUUGCUGCGGAUACUGCGGCUGAUGGAGUCAAUCAUCUCGAGACCCGAGGGCCAGCUCCUGGGCGAUGAGAGCAUCUGCGAGAUGAUGAGUACUGGGCUGAGCAUGUGCUGCCAGGCCCGCCUUUCCGAAGUUCUUAGACGGAGUGCGGAGAUGGCCAUGGUCACUAUGUGUCAGGUUGUGUUUGGGCGCUUAAAGAGCAUUAGAGUGGAAGAGAUCCCAAAGUCAAGGAGUCGGUCGAAUACCAGAACUACAUUGGCCAGUCCCGCCGAUGAGCUGAAGAUUGAACCGCCGAUGACAGGGAGUGUCAUGGGGAACGGCCAGCCAGAGAGACCAAGUGUCGACGUGGACGGUCGGGCAAGUGCUGAAGGUGCUGCGGAACCCAAGACGCCGUCUACAGAGCCGCAGAACACGAAUGCUCCUGCGACCGAGGAUGAGUUCGAGAACGUCGAGCCUUACGCUUUGCCUUCUAUCAAAGAGCUUUUCCGGGUUCUGAUUGAUCUACUCGAUCCGCACGACAAGACACACACCGACGCUAUGCGCAUUAUGGCACUACGAAUCAUUGAUGUUGCACUGGAGGUUGCCGGCCCUUGGAUAGCAAAGCAGCCUGUGCUCGCGGCCCUUGUGCAAGACGAUCUGUGCCGCCAUCUAUUCCAGCUAGUUCGUUCGGACAACAUGGUGCUGCUCAACAGCUCGUUACGAGUUGCAGGAACAUUGUUAGCCACGUGCCGGAAACUACUCAAGCUUCAGCAGGAACUAUUUCUGUCCUACCUUGUGGCUUGUUUACAUCCCCGAGUCGACAUACCACAAGAGGCGGGGAUCGAUCCGUCGCUCUACGAAGGCGUGCCCCAAGCUCCAAAAUUGGUCAGGCCGGCGCCGUCGCAGCCAAGCAGUGGCCGAUCGACGCCGGUACCCAUCAAAGACCGGCAGAAGUUGGGCCUGGAAGGUGGCGCUAGGAGACCAGAGGCGCGCGAAGCCAUGGUUGAGUCCAUUGGCACCCUCGUCCGGAUGCCAAGCUUCAUGGUUGAGCUCUUCCUGAACUAUGACUGCGAGGUUGACAGGCAGGACCUUUGCGAGGAUAUGGUGGGACUUCUGUCGCGGAAUGCCUUCCCGGACUCUGCGACCUGGAGCACAACCAACGUACCUCCACUGUGCCUCGAUUCUCUGCUGAGCUUCGUGCAGUUCAUAGCAGAAAGGCUAGACCAGGAGGUGCCGUACUGGGGGGAAGAACGGAUACGACAGCUUCGUUUGCAAAGAGUCAGGAAAAAGAUCAUCAAGAGCGGGGCGUCCAAGUUCAACGAUGACCCCAAAGCCGGCGUGGCAUAUCUGGUGAAGAACGGCAUCAUCAAGAACCCCGACGAUCCAAUACAGGUGGCGCAGUUCAUGAAAGGCACUUCCCAUUUGUCGAAGAAAGUGCUGGGAGAGUUCUUGACCAAGAGGUCCAACGAGGCGCUCCUCACAGCCUUUAUUGAUGAAUUCGAUUUUGUGGAUAAACGAAUCGACGAGGCACUGCGGGAAGUGCUUGGUUCCUUCCGUCUCCCAGGCGAGGCAGCACUCAUUGAGCGAAUUGUCAACACCUUCACGGAAAAGUACAUCGAGGCCACGGCACCGGAGGACAUUGCAGACAAGGACGCGGCCUUCGUGCUCGCCUAUGCCAUUAUCAUGCUGAACACGGACCUGUACAACCCCAAUGUUGCCAAGACUCAAAAGCGAAUGUCCCAUGAGGACUUUGCUCGGAAUCUUCGUGGCGUCAAUGCAGGCAAAGAUUUCCCUCCCGAGUUCCUGCAGGACAUCUACGAAGCCAUCAAACAAAACGAAAUAAUCCUGCCGGAUGAACAUGAAAACAAACACGCCUUUGAAUAUGCUUGGAAGGAGUUGUUGUUGAAGACGCACGACGCCGGCUUCCUGGAGCUGUGUGACACAAACGCCUUCGACGCCGAAAUGUUCCAGGCAACGUGGAGGCCUAUCGUCGCCACGCUCUGCUACGUCUUCAUGUCAGCCUCGGAUGAUGCUGUCUUCUCCCGGGUCGUGGUUGGAUUUGACCAGUGCGCGCAGAUUGCUGGCAAGUACGGCAUCACUGAGGCCUUUGACCGCAUCGUGUACAGCGUCAGUCAGAUCAGCGGGCUGGCGGCUGAAGUGCCACCAAGCACGUCUCUGAAUACGGAAGUGCAGGUGGGAAAGAAGAAAAUCAUGGUUAGUGAAAUGGCUGUUAGGCUCGGACGAGACUUCAAAGCCCAGCUGUCGACUGUUUUGUUGUUUCGCAUACUGCAGGGGCACGAGAAUGCGGUCGGAGACACGUGGAUUUACAUCGUGCGCAUUCUACGGAAUCUCUUUGUCAACUCUUUAAUCACCUUGCCGGCGUUCGAACAGAGCAGACUUGGAGAUAUUGGUGCGAUCCCUCUACAGCCACCUUCACAGGUCAUCGAUCGAGACGGCCGACUCGGUGAAAGCGGUAUCUUUUCCACCUUCACCUCCUACUUAUCCAGCUACGCGGCAGAUGACCCGCCCGAACCGUCAGAAGAAGAGUUGGAGAAUACUCUCUCCUCCGUUGACUGCGUGAAAGCCUGUCGACCGGAUCGUGUGCUUCAACAUAUGUUCUCGCUGCCUGCGACGCAGAUCAAAUACCUAGUUUCUGCGCUACUGUCUCAACUGGAGGAAUCCUCCCCAGUGGUGACAGUCAAGCCGGAACGACCUAUUCCUGUUACUGUCAGGGUAAACGGUCAUCGAAUGCCCAAGGCUGGACCGGAGUAUGAUCCUGGCACGGUAUUCCUGCUUGAACUGGCAACACUACUCACACUCCGAGAUGACCAGACGAUUGCUGCAGCGGGUGAACAACUCACCGGCACACUCCAAACUGCCGUUAGGGACGCCUCGAAUCUUCACCCUCUUGCUGCAGCCCGGGUGGUACACUAUCUCCUGGAGUUGCUGCGGUAUAGCUACACGCACGACUUCAUGCGUGCCCCCGUCGUCCUCCACGCCAUCUCGUCUUUUGACGACCAAACCCUCGAUCGCACCGCUUCCACAAUUACUGCCGGUCUUUCAACGGCAAUUUCCGGCGCCACCCCUCUACGCAAUGAGAUUACCAAAUCGCCCGAUUUCUGGUCCACUCUACAACGUCUACAUCAGCAUAAGACUGAAGCGGAGAAAGUCUUGGAUAUUUUGAGCCACCUGGCCACGCAAGAUCAGGCGCUCACGGCAGACAACUUCGAAUCCGCAGUCAGUCUGGCGAACGACUUUGCCUCUGCGGGCUCGAUCGGGAGUAUCCAAGAGAAGCGCAAAGACUUUGCGGCCAAGCAGGGACGCAGAGCUAAGGAUGCCAGACCCGAGGACGCCGCGUUGGUGACUCGUGCCAAUCAGGCCGUCUCAUUGAUCUACCAGUUAACCGAGCGCGUGCCUAGCCUGAUUGACCAGAGCCAUUUGGAGAGAAGUGAAGCGUGGGCCGCGUAUUGGAGUCCGAUAUUCCGCGCGCUGUGUUCUCAAUGCGUCAAUCCCUGCCGCGAGGUUCGCUAUCGCGCCAUCUCGGCUCUCCAGCGAACUCUGCUGAGUGAGAGCGUGGCGGAUACAGGUCACGAACACGCAGAAUGGACCGCCAUCUUCGAUGAAGUGCUGUUCCCUCUUACGCUGAGGUUGUUGAAACCCGAAGUCUACCAGCUCGACAGUCUGGGCAUGAACGAGACCAGGGCCCAGAUGGGCGGCCUUUUGUGUAAGGUCUUCCUUCGCUAUCUUGAUCGACUUCACAAUAUCCCUCUCACCACCACCGAGAUUCCCGCGGCCGGCAAGGAAGAAGAAGAAGAAGACGACGAAGAGGGCGGGGACGAGGCCACGACAGAGAAACAACCCAACGAGAAGCCAACGGACGAUGCACCCUCGACCACAGCACGGCAACAGGGCACAGGAACCAAGAUGGCAGACAUCUACCUGAAAACCCUAUCCCUCCUGGACCGCCUCAUGAAUGCCGGCACCAUCGAUCCGAAAUCCUCCCAGACGGACGCUCUGUCAGAAGCAGUCCGCGAAGGCGUCAAAAAUACGCUGCUAGUCAUGGACGGGGCGGGGUAUCUCCAGCGCUCCACAAGCCCUAGAAGUCCACGGACAACGGAUACCAAGCCUCGCACCACGCCUGAUGACGAGAUCUGGCCCGAGACCGUGCGGCGAUUGGACAGGUUCCUGCCCGGUCUCGUGGCAGAGUUGUUCCCCCCCGAGGCGGGAGAGAAGGACGCCCGGGAGGGAGGGGGAAAGAUCAAGGAGAAGGAGGAAAGGGAAAGUGAUGCUGGCGCCGGUGCUGGCGGUGGUGAUGAGAAUAAGUAG